Messenger RNA from Penicillium mononematosum, 483 nucleotides. RefSeq lists its product as uncharacterized. The transcript has a single exon. Lineage: Eukaryota; Fungi; Ascomycota; Eurotiomycetes; Eurotiales; Aspergillaceae. The record is from RefSeq and is a predicted model, not a curated record. The coding region runs from base 1 to 483 and encodes 160 amino acids.
AUGGCAUCGCCUUCUUGCAACACCCACUUCGACCAUUUACAAAUGCCAGAUGGUUAUGGCUGGACCAUCCCGGACUUCAACUAUUCCCAACUCGCCCCUCUUGCCUAUCAAUCAUCUACCUCUAUACUGGCUGAGCCAUCUAUAGCAUCUGCAGAUCUUCUUCUGCGUACCGAUGCCAUACAGUAUCCUUUUCCAUCCUUUGCGCUUAGCUCUGCUACAUCUUCUGCCUCGCCCUCGACUUGUUCCGAUCUGUAUCGCUUCAAUCAGAAUGUUAUACACCAAUCUUCAAUCGAUAAGGACUAUGCAGCUACGGCCCCGGCGACAGGCUAUUUCGACCCUAGGCACGACAUCGCUUGCAACAAUUUACCACCACAUGCUCUAUCUGUUCAACGGGAAUCUCAGGUCAAGGAUACCAGCAAUAGCUAUGCCAAGGGAAAGAGAGCUGCUGGUCGUAACCAAGGACGACAGCAGAAACAGGAGUAA